AUGCGGAGCUCUAUAGCGACCUAUAGGGAGAGCCUCUGCCGGCUCGCUGGCGAGGUCGAUGACGCCACGGCAGACGAGAUCCCCGCGCCGUGGCCAUCUCGGCGCGGAGACCACGCCCCUACGCCUCCGUCGUCCGGGCGGCGGAGGCGGUACACCCGGCCGGACCCCGCCGAGCCGGACGAGAUUUCUAAACUCAAGGAAGAUAUUGAAAAAAUUCAAGCUUCUGAGGCUGAGAUAAAGGCAUUGUCCUUCAAUUAUGCUGCCAUGUUGAAGGAAAAGGAGGAGCAACUGGUAAAACUUCGUGAAGAAAAUGGCUCAUUGAGAAGAAGUAUGGAGAGCUCUAACUAUAAGGCAGUCUCAGGCAAUUCUAAUGGUACUUUGCAAAGAUCACCUAGCAGAAUGCAAAGGAACACAGAUCAAGAAAAAACGUCGAGUGUCUUAAAACAGAAUGGGUAUGGUGGUGGUGCUUCACAGGUUAUACAGAAAAAUGGUCCUCACCCAUUGCCAGUGCAUUAUAAGGGAGAUGCACUGGUGGAAGAAAGAGCAUAUUUUGCUUCUAAACAGGCUAGUCUUGAAAAUGAAAUUAAACAAUUGAAACAGCAACUCAGGUGCUAUUCAAACAAAGAAGAUGAAACAACAUGGAGGUUAGAAGAUGAAAACAAGAGGAACGAAUUUCUUCAGCAGCAGCUAAAUGAACUGAAGGUCGGUAGAGAGAUGGUAGCAACUACCAUGGAAGAGUUACAUAAGGAAUUAAGUGAGAAGAAAGCAGAGUUGAGAUGCCUGCAAGAUGAGUUGAGUACAAGGGACAAUGAGUGUGCAUCAGAUGGAUCUCUUCAGAGCCUUCGAAGUAUGGUGAUGGCUCUACAGAAGGAGAAUUCAGAUUUGAAGAUAGCGAAGGGCAGCCUUGACGAAGAGCUUGUUGAUAUGGAAAGCACAACACAAAAUGUUGACAAUAGUACUUCUGAUGUUGACAAUUUUUCUGAUGUGGGUAAGGUCAAGGACGAGAUGGCUUCAUUGAAGAAAGCUUUACAGGGUGCUUUUCACGAGCGAGACAGAGCAUUACAAAAUUUGUCUCGGCUGAAGCAGCAUUUGUUAGAUAAGGACCUUGAAGACCAAGAAAAGAUGGAUGAAGAUAGCAAAGUCAUUGAAGAAUUGCGGGUAAUCUGUGAGCAGCAAAGAGCUCAUAUAGUGCAGUUAGAGAGGGCAUUAAAGGUUGAGAUGACAAAGCAGGAGGAGAGUAAGAAGACCAUAAAUGAUGAACACUCGAGGUCAAAUGAACAGAUAGAAGAUCUGCAAUACAAGCUUGCAAACUGUAUGAAUGCACUUGAAUCAAAAGAUCAGGAACUGCUUAAUCUGCAGAGUGCCCUUGGACAGUACUAUGCCGAGAGUGAAGCAAAGGAGCGACUUGGGGAUGAUUUAGCUAUGGCUAGAGAAGCAUUGGCUAAAUUAUCUGAGUCACUGAAGGUGGCAAAUCAAGGAAUUGAAAUUUCAAGAAGGGAAAAGGACGAGGUAGUUGCCAAACUUACUCAAGCCGAGAAGAUGUUAGCGGACGGGAAGCGCUCCCUGCAGAAGCUUGAGGAUGACAAUUCAAGAUUAAGGCAUGCGCUAGAACAAAGCAUGACAACAGUCAAUAGGAUGUCACUUGAUUCAGAUAACUCUGUUGACAGACGAAUUGUGAUCAAACUACUAGUUACAUACUUCCAACGGAAUCACAGCAAAGAGGUAUUGGAUCUUAUGGUUCGCAUGCUUGGCUUCUCCGAGGAGGACAAGCAAAGAAUUGGUUCUGCACAGAGCAAUGUUGGUAAGGUUGUUGUCCGCGGUGUUUUGGGUCUUCCUGGGCGUCUAGUUGGAGGAUUUGUUGGUGGAAAUUCAGCAGGAAAAUCUACACAUGCACCCCAGGAUAACCAGUCCUUUGCAGAUCUCUGGGUGGACUUUCUACUCAAGGAGACAGAAGAAAGGGAGAAACAAAAAGCUUCGGAAGCCGCUGCAAGGCUUUCACAGGAAGAGAACCAAACUACCAGUAGGAUUGCAUCAAAUUUACAAGCGUCACAACACAUUGCAAAUCCUGGCCUUUCCACAAAGCCACAUCAGUGUGAUCGCCCAGAUUCCGAUGAAUUCCGUAUGUUUCCACUUGCGCCCAUGUAUACAUCCACGCAGACGCCUUUAAAAUGA
This is a messenger RNA of Triticum turgidum subsp. durum (durum wheat), 2172 nucleotides long. Lineage: Eukaryota; Viridiplantae; Streptophyta; Magnoliopsida; Poales; Poaceae. The record is from the annotation of a GenBank genome assembly.